UUUCUGUGACCAGUGACUCUUUCCUGAGAAUAAGAGUGUAGGGAGACAGAAAUCAGGUUAAAGCCUAUGAAAAUUGCAAAUGCCUCUUUAACAUGUUUGCACUAUCUAAUGGAUCCUGGUUAAAGAUGAGUGAGGAAAGGGGUUUGAAGGAUUAAAUCCAUUGUUUGUAGCACUUCAUAAUAUCUUGUUAUGUUUUCCUUCUGUUAUUUAAUUGUUUACAACAAAGCAUAGGCAUGGAUAAAAGAAAUAAACCCCAGGAGCUGAUUUCAUCCUCCUAGGCCUUUUCCUGGAUAUGAAACAUAUCAGAUUUUUUAUUGGUGCUAUGCUUGUGAUUUACACUGUGUCUCUGACUUUGAACUUUGUCCUAAUUCUCCUGAUCUGUGUGGAUUCUCACCUCCACAUGCCCAUGUACUUCCUGCUCAGCCAACUGGCUCUCAUGGACAUGAUGUUAAUCUCUAGCACAGUACCCAAGAUGGCAACCAAUUUCUUCUCCGGGAGGAGAAACAUAUCACGAGUGGCCUGUGGGACUCAGAUCUUCUUCUUCCUGACUCUAGGAAUUGCUGAGUGCAUCCUCAUCACCCUCAUGUCCUAUGACCGGUAUGUGGCCAUCUGUAACCCUCUGAGAUACGCCCUCAUCAUGAGCCAGAAGGUCUGUCUGCAGAUGGCUGCCACCUCCUGGGCUGGGGGCGCCCUUACAUCACUCACACACACGGCCUACACCAUGCAUUUCCCCAUCUGUGGUUCCAGAGAGAUUUCCCAUUUCCUCUGUGAGGUCAUGGCCAUUCUAAAAUUGGCCUGUGAAGACGUCUCUGCCUAUGAGAAGGCUGUGAUAGUGACAAGCAUUGUGGUGCUCCUUAUCCCCUUGUCCCUUAUCAUGUUCUCUUAUGCUCUCAUCUUCCUUGCCAUCCUCCACAUGAAAUCCCCGGAGGGAAGGGACAAAGCCUUAGCCACUUGCUCUUCCCACUUGACUGUAGUGUGCCUCUAUUAUGGCCCUGCCAUGGUGGUCUACAUGAGGCCUAGUUCCUAUCGUAAUCCUAAGCUGGACCAGGUCCUCCUUGUACUUGGCCCUAUUCUCACACCUUUGCUAAAUCCUCUGAUUUAUGGUCUUAGGAACAAAGAAGUGGUGGGGGCCCUAAGGAAGGUGCUGAGUUGAUGACACUGAUGUCAACUUAAAAGAAGAAGGUACACCCACCUCUAAUCACUAACUUUAAUUCAGCCUAAAUAAG
This is a messenger RNA of Delphinapterus leucas (beluga whale), 1226 nucleotides long. Lineage: Eukaryota; Metazoa; Chordata; Mammalia; Artiodactyla; Monodontidae. The record is from RefSeq and is a predicted model, not a curated record.